Molecule: messenger RNA, 1088 nt
Organism: Olea europaea var. sylvestris
Lineage: Eukaryota; Viridiplantae; Streptophyta; Magnoliopsida; Lamiales; Oleaceae
Product: tryptophan synthase alpha chain-like
Exons: 9
Coding region: 52-969 (305 amino acids)
Biological process (GO): L-tryptophan biosynthetic process
Cellular component (GO): chloroplast; cytosol
Molecular function (GO): tryptophan synthase activity
Source: RefSeq, a predicted model, not a curated record
CCAAAGGAGAAGCCCUUCUCGAGCCCACAGACAAUUCCUGAGGUACAAUCAAUGGCUGUCACUCUAAAGACAACGUUUUUCUUUCAGAGUAAAGCCGGCGGCGGCGAUUCACUUCCAAGAAUCAAGCCUUUCAGAUUCAAGGCUCCCAUGGCCACUCUCUCCACCGUUCCCACUGUCGGACUCUCCGAGACUUUCUCCAAAUUGAAACAACAGGGGAAAUUGGCAUUCAUCCCGUAUAUCACAGCUGGCGAUCCUGACCUUUCAACCACAGCUCAAGCGCUGAAGGUCCUUGAUUCAUGUGGCUCAGACAUUAUAGAAUUAGGGGUGCCUUAUUCAGACCCAUUAGCUGAUGGUCCCGUUAUCCAGGCUGCGGCUACACGUUCGCUAGCUAGAGGGACUAACUUCGAUAAAAUUGUUGCAAUGUUGAAGGAUGUGGUGCCUCAAUUAUCUUGUCCAAUUGCACUUUUCUCAUAUUAUAAUCCAAUACUUAAGCGUGGAGUAGAAAAAUUCAUGAUCACUUUGAAAGAUGCAGGGAUACAUGGUCUUGUUGUGCCAGAUGUCCCUCUGGAGGAGACAGGGAUAUUAAGAAAGGAAGCUGCUAGUAAUAAUGUGGAAUUGGUGCUGCUCACAACACCCACCACUCCUAUACCGCGAAUGAAAGCCAUCGUUGAAGCUUCAGAAGGAUUCGUCUACCUUGUGAGCUCAGUUGGAGUUACGGGAGCUCGUGCAUCUGUCAGUGAUAAGGUCCAAUCUCUCCUCCAUGAAAUUAAAGAGGUGACAAGCAAGCCAGUAGCAGUUGGUUUUGGUAUAUCAAAACCCGAGCACGUGAAACAGGUGGCCAAGUGGGGAGCAGACGGCGUGAUUGUUGGUAGUGCCAUGGUAAAAUUACUCAGCGAAGCAAAAUCCCCUGAAGAAGGCUUGAAAGAAUUGGAAAACUUCACCAAAUCCUUGAAGGCUGCCCUAUUGUGAUGAAAUAAGUUUGUAGUGUGAGCCUCAUUUUGAAUCUACAUUGAAGCAAAUGAAUUGAUUGGAAUUUUGUUACUUGAUAGUGUUACAGUUCGAAGCAACAUAAGCAUUUCGACCAGAAA